UCUGAUUUUUUAUUCAUUAGAACGAGAAUGAGAACAGAAGUAUUUAUCAUCUUAUUAUAACAUCAGAUAUUGUUUUAUUCAUUAGAAUGAGAAUAGAAGGUUCCUGUAUUUUUAGCAAUUUCAUGCUUUAGCUUACGAGACAGCCCAUUUUUCCCUGUACCUUUUGAGUUUGUCAGCAAACUGGAAUUCAUAGGAUCCAUUAAUUCCCACCCCUAAGCCUUUGAUAUGGCCUUCCAACAUAUCUAGUGUGUGAUCUACAUGACUUCAAAUUGGUAUGUCCUCAUUUUGAAACGGAUGUGUGGACAACUAUCAAAAGCUUUAGCUCUAAACUAAAAUAAGUUAGCGUUUGAUAGUUAACGUGUAUGUUCGUAUUGAAUAUUUUUCUCUCUUUCUUUCAUUCUUAGACAUGAAUAUGAACUCUAUUCCAGUUCACUUGAUUCAGGGUAUAGUAACUAUACAAUCUAUUAAAAUUCCCAAUAGAGGAAAAAAAAAAAAAAAACUAUUGUGACACAAAGAAAAUGCAAUGGGACAGGUGAAAUGGUCCGGCUGAAAGGUAAUAUUGAGCUUUCACUGCUCAAAUUAGAAUUUCUGAAUUAUUUGGACCUGAGCGGGAAUAAUUUUGAUGGUAUUCGGAACUAUUUUGAAGAUAGAAAUAUUUCGGUUACUGUCAAUCUCACAGGACCUCAACAUAAUUAUGCUGGAAAUAUGUAGCCUUCAUCAUCUUGAUCUAGCAGGCAAUAAUGAUCUUUAUGUGGAUAAUCUUAGAUGGGUUUCUCAUUUUUCUUCCUUAAAAUACCCUAAAUUAAGUGCAAUUAAUCUUCACCGAGAAACUCAUUGGCUUCAAUACAUAACUAUGAUCCCUUCCCUUUCAGAAUAAUACAUGUCUGCUUGUCAACUUGAUAACAUCAGUCCAUCUUAUGGGUAUGCCAAUCUUAUAUCUCUGACAGCCCUUGAUCUUUCCUAUAACAAAUUUAGUUGUGAAUUACCUAAUUGGUUGUUUAACCUCAGUAACGUGCUCCACUUAGACUUGUCAGUAAGCAAAUUUACUGGGUUACUACCAGAAUCAUUAGGGAACCUCAUAUAUCUAGAAUUUGUUGAUCUGUCUAAUAACUCAUUUUCUGGUCCCAUUCCUGCAACUCUAGGAAACUUAUCAUCUUUAACAUUUUUAGAUCUUGAAAAAAAUCAAUUGAAUGGAACUCUGCCAGAAAGUAUUUGGCAACUUCCAAAUUUGAUGGCCUUGUCUGUUGCAAGCAAUUAUUUGUCAGGCGUUGUAUCUGAAGUGAAUUUCUCUAGGCUUUCAAGAUUAAAGCUCUUAGACAUGGCUGCAAAUGCUUUCAUCAUUAAUGUGAAUUCCCACUGGAUUCCUCCUUUCCAGCUUCAAAUGAUCAGCAUCGGUUCUUGCAAGUUGGGCCCCAAACUUCCUGCAUGGUUACAAACACAGAAAUCUCUCAAGUAUAUAGACAUUUCGAAGGCAGGACUUGUAGAUGCAGCUCCGGAUUGGUUUUGGAACUUUGCAGCUUGUGUGAAGUGUAUUAAACUCCCUAACAAUGCUAUCAGUGGGGACCUAUCCAAUGUUUUGCUCAACUCUAGUUUCAUUGAUUUGAGUUCUAAUCACUUCAGGGGUCAGCUGCCACUUAUAUCACCACAUAUUACCAUGUAUAAUGUUGCCAACAACUCUUUUUCAGGGCCUAUUUCUCCUUCCAUUUGCAGUGUGGUGAAUGUAGAAAAUAAAUUGGAAGUCAUGGACUUGUCACGUAACAAUUUGUCUGGAGACCUUCCUGAUUGCUGGAGGCAUUGGCAAUCUUUGCUUCACCUAAACUUGGGGAGCAAUAUCCUGUCUGGGAAAAUUCCAAACUCACUGGGUUCGUUAUUGAGGUUUCAAUCAUUGCACUUGGCCAACAAUUAGCUUAUUUGGAGACAUACCUCAUUCAUUGAAAAAUUGUAAAGACUUGAAGCUAAUUGAUUUGGGAGUAAACCAGCUUGCUGGAAAUAUACCAAACUGGAUGGGAGAAUGGACAAGGGUUCUUCAAUUAUGAUCCAAUAAAAUUCAGUGGCAAUAUUCCACCACAAAUAUGCCAAAUUUCUUCUCUUAUUGUAUUGGACUUUUCCAACAAUAGCCUAUAAAGAUCCAUACCAAAGUGCUUGAAUAAUAUCAGUGCCAUGGUUGCAUCAGAUAAUUGGCACAAUGAUGAGUAUGGUAGUUUAGACUAUGACUAUGGAUUAUACUUGGAGAAUCUCAUGCUGAUGACAAAAGGUAGGGAAUCAGAAUACACGAAGAAUCUUGAAUAUUUAAGGGCAAUUGAUCUUUCAAGUAAUAACUUGUCUGGAUCAAUCCCAACAGAAAUAUUCCUCCUUGCCAAAUUGCAAUCUCUAAACUUGUCUCAGAAUCAUUUGAUAGGAAAGAUAUCAAAGGAUAUUGGGUCCAUGAAAUCCUUAGAAUCACUUGAUCUCUCAAGAAACCAUCUAUUUGGUGAAAUUCCUUCGAGUAUGUCUAAUUUGUCUUUUCUUAGUUACUUGAAUCUGUCAUACAACCAUUUCUCUGGAGCAAUUCCAUUGGGCACCCAACUUCAAAGUUUUGAUGCUCUCAGUUACAUUGGCAAUCCUCAACUUUGUGGUGAUCCUCUUCCGAAAACCUGCGUAUCUCUGAAUGGAACACCAGUUGGCAAAAAUGAUGAUGACUAUGGAAAUUCUAGCUUCUAUAUGGAUAUGGGAGUUGGAUUUGCAAUUGGUUUUUGGGUAGUUUGUGGAGUUCUUUUCUUCAAUCGGACCUGGAGGCAUGUUUAUUUCAGGUUUCUUGAUGAUAUGAAGGAUUGGGUUUAUGUGACUACGGUGCUAAAGGCGAAUAGGUUCCUGCAAAACCUAAGAAGCUGCAAUUUUUGCAAGUGAAAGUGCUGUGAAGCUGUGACCUCGCUGAUUUAGGAGUUUAGGAAGAAAUCCGACUAUCAUUGACAAGCUGCCCUCUAUGAUGUCAAGCUCAAAAGAAGUGUAGUGGCCCCCUCUAUGGUUAGUAGCCUUUGAAUUUGUGUUUUCAAAUAUAAGAGAUAAACUUUUCCUUAUUGUGUACUACUGUUACAUAUGGGACUUCAUGUAUCUGGGUACCCUACGAGAGUACUCUACAAACGUUCUAUAUGUAUAAAUUAACAGUUUACUUAAAUAAAUAAGACCUCCCUAUUGACUAAAAAAGAAU
This is a messenger RNA of Quercus robur (English oak), 3187 nucleotides long. Its product is annotated as receptor-like protein EIX2. The coding region runs from base 881 to 1906 and encodes 341 amino acids. The transcript has 2 exons. Gene Ontology annotation, molecular function: protein binding. The record is from RefSeq and is a predicted model, not a curated record. Lineage: Eukaryota; Viridiplantae; Streptophyta; Magnoliopsida; Fagales; Fagaceae.